Aspergillus niger is the source of this 1236-nucleotide messenger RNA. RefSeq lists its product as uncharacterized. The record is from RefSeq and is a predicted model, not a curated record. The transcript has 2 exons. The coding region runs from base 1 to 1236 and encodes 411 amino acids. NCBI's taxonomy places the organism in Eukaryota, Fungi, Ascomycota, Eurotiomycetes, Eurotiales, Aspergillaceae.
AUGGAUCCCAAGAUGGAUCCUAAAAUGGACACCAGGAAGAUAAGUGCCCAGCGUCUUCCCCCGCCUGUCCUCUUCCAGGGCCCGCCGUCACAUAAUGCCUCCAAUCUCUCUCUUCCCCCGCCAGUAUCUGCUGUUCCGUCGACGGGAGUCUCUCCGCGGCCGCCUUUGCAACGCAAUCGCUCGUCCCGGGCGGGAACCCUCGAGGCCCCGGGGUCCCUUUCGCCAUUCCUGACUCGCAAGCAGUCCAAGGGGGAGGUGGAUGGCUCCGAGGCCAUAUGGCAGGAGAUGCAGAGCGCAUUGUCCGAGGUCGAGCUGAGCGCGGCAACGGGCGAACAUGUUUUUGGGGAGAAGCACUCCGAGGCGCUGGAAGAUCUCCGGACAAAGCAGCUGAAGCUUGCGCAGGCGUGGGCACGCAGCGAAGCCGGAGACGAGGUUGUGGAGACAAAAGGUGCUGUUGCCGCUGCUGCUGCUGCCACGGCAAAGAGUAAUGCGUCGCUGCGACCGGCGUCGCGAAGCACGGCUGGGCCGGGCGAUUCUGCUAAUCCUGAGGAUGGAUCUUCGCGGAAUCUGGAUGAGGAGACGGAAAAGGAUAUCCUCCUCGCACGGGAGAGACGGGAGGCUAAUGAUCGAUACUUUGACCGGGUUAAUAAUGGUGUCUUGGAUGUGGUGGCUAAGCUAGAGGAAGUCGCUCAGGCUAUGCGCGCGGUGGAAAGAGAGAGCAAAGAUAUCUGGAGCGAUACCGAUAGCAUGAGUACAACGACGCAGACCACGACUGAUACUGGAAAAAUUUAUAUGAACAAAACCAAGAGGGUAUCUGAAACUUCAUCUCCAUCAAGCCCACACCCACAUCAGCACCUAACACAAACCAUGAAUAAAAGGCAGGAUCAGGACAAGUAUUCAUCUACUCCUUCUUCACCAACCUCAUCACCGUCUUCCACCCCUCCACAGCCGUAUCCCGCGCAUCCUCCCACCGACUCUCAUACGCCUUCCUCGCCAACGUCUCGACCUCCUGGUUCCAGCGAUGUUUCAAAAAGUCCUUCAAGGCGGGUUUCGUUGCCCGGUCUUCUUGCUCACCCGGACGCUUCUGGGUCUCCUGAGGCAGUAAGCGACGGUCGUAUGCGCCUGCCGAUGAGGCCAGCCAGUUCAGCGCACGGGUUUGUUCGCGAAUGGCAUUGCGCUGUUCCAGGCGAUUGGCUUUGUGUACUUGGAGUGAGAUGUACAGGACGGAGGUGGUGA